CGGAGAGGGAGCACACAUGACAAUAGGACUCUGCUACCUUUGGGUCUGGCGAAUGUCCCAGACACACAUGGUCGGUGGGUCAGUGAUGAUCUGGGUAGGUCUCAGUAGCUCUGACCUCAGUGCUCUUUGUCUUCAGGAACUCCUGUAAAGUGAAGAAGCUGGACAACCAGACUCCGUUACAGAACACCAGCGGGGAGGACAACGACCAUCGCAAAGGUCAUGCUACAGAUGAGGAGAAGCUAGCCAGCACGACAGGACUCAGAGCAGAUAGAGACCACAACGAGCCAGAGUUGGAGGAGUCAGACUGCUGUUCUAUGUAUGAGGCACCCCUGCCAGCUGAAGAACGCCAAGCUGGGAGGAAGUAACACGAAGAAGACAGGAAGUGAGGUUCUAGACUCCAUUUGCAUCAGCGAGGAGGAGAAAAUGGCUGUUCUCACCCUUAUCAGAGAGGAGAUCAUCACUAAGGAGACGGAGGCCAGUGACUGGAGGAGAAAGUAUGAGGACAGCAGACAGGAAGUCAUGGAGAUGAGGAAGAUUGUGGCAGAGUAUGAGAAGACCAUCGCCCAGAUGAUUGAGGACGAACAGCGCAACACCAUGAGCUCCCAGAAGUCUUUGCAGGCUGUAACCAUGGAGAAGGAGUUGGCGCUAGCGGACCUGAACUCGGUAGAGCGCUCGCUGUCCGACAUGUUCCGCCGCUACGAGAACAUGAAGAGCACCCUGGACGGCUUCAAGAAGAAUGAGGAGGUGUUGAAGAAGUGUGCUCAGGAGUAUCUGGCCAGAGUCAAGCAGGAGGAGCAGAGAUACCAGACGCUUAAACUCCACGCUGAGGAAAAACUAGACAAGGCUAAUCAGGACAUAGCCCAGGUACGCAGCAAGGCCAGCUCUGAGAGUGUUGCUCUGACCGCCAGCCUGAGGAAGGAGCAGAUGAGGGUGGACUCUCUGGAGAGAGCCCUGCAGCAGAAGGCCGAGGAAAUCGAGGAGCUCACCAAGAUCUGUGACGAGCUCAUCGCCAAGAUGGGCAGAACAGACUGACAGAUUCCAUACGUCCAAAUCAUUCAAUCUUGAUCCGCUGAGAAAUCCCUGCCUACAACCUAUGGCAUACUCUGCCCUGUGCAUGCAGCCAGCCAAUGAGCAGUUCUGUUUUCCCGUGGGGCGCCUACCCCUAAUGUUUCUGUACAGGUCCAAUGUCAUAUGAGAACCCAUUUUCUCUUGAGUAGUGCACCCUAUGGAUAAUAGGGUGUCAUUUGAGCCAGAGAUUGUUACAUGUGGACUGUUUUUGUUUUGGUCAUUUUUGCCACGCAAGACCAAAUCCCUUACUCCCUCCAUCCAGCUGUCUUUCUGUCCUGUAACACAAAUAUUAUAUGCGGUCCAGGCAUUGCAUAGAUUUGGGCUUAUUUACCUGACGAUAACAUUUUGUAGCGCAUUUAUUAAUAGAUUGUGUAUAUAAACACCCUGUCUGAGAUGUACUGUACAUAUUUAUUCUGAACACUAGGAGACUAGGGUGGGACCAGGUAGACGCUCUAGGCUCUAGGACAGAGGUCAGGGGUGAGCUGUGUUUGACCCUUCUGUAUGACUGCACUAUUACAGGGAGGGGGGAUAUGGACAUGGGGUUAGGAUGCACUGCUAUUGAUAGGGGUCAUGUGGGAGGGGGGGGGGUUGUCCUGGGAAGUAUAAAGCUUUUCUCCUGUCUGUAAUAUGAGGCCUUGUGUUAGCAGUGGAAGAGGAGCUGUAGGUCUACUGUAUAGUCUGCUCUGUGUGGUCUUGGACAGGUUUAGAUAACCUCCAGCAUAACUGCACAGGGGAGGAUUUCUCACUGUCCUAAACUCCACCUGGUUAGUGUUUGUCUCAGGCCAGUGUGUUGGAGCAGAGAGUAGAAUACUCAAUCUGGAAAUGGUGAAUUUAAUACAAAGACUAUAUAUUUUGUAUAUGUACAAACCAUACUGGAAGAGCGUUUUAAUGACUGUGGCUGUUAUCUUUGGUUGUUCAGAAAAAAAAAUGCUCAGAAUAUCCUGCGCAUGUUCCCCUCGGGCCACUGACAUGCACAGCACCUGUCGUGUCCAGGUGUGAAACGUUAUGACAUGGAGGUAGAGAGAACUGUUCCAGGAUUACUUGAGCGCCCAUUGACCCCGGUCCAAUGUAGUGCACUAUAUAGGGUGCCCAACCAGUGUGUUUUACUGCAGCACCUAUUUAGUGGCAUAGAAAGAUAACGUUUCUCUUAUUCACUUAAGUGUUCUCAGCUGAACUGGUUCUGUUAAACUCUUCUUCACCCCUGUGGAGAGUCACACCGCCUCACAGUACUAGUUCCCUCUCCGCCAUACUGCUCUGUGGACGCCAUACUUAAACAAGAUGCAUUAUAAACUGGGUGGUUCCAGCCCUGAAUGCUGAUUCGUUGACAGCCGUCUCUAUCGUGCAUUCUGCAGUUGUUACCUCCAGCUUCAUUGACGGUUUCAUUAAACGUUAUGUAUGUCACCGAUCCCUUUUUUGAAUUGUCAUUAUUUGUGAAGUGGUAAUAAAAGUACAGCUAUACUAUGUUGACUAAUACGGUAUAUGCAGUGUGUCCUGAGUAAACAAGAUUGCAGUAAUAAAGGAGUGUGUUCUCAUGGCUUCUGUGUGCAAGAGAGUUUCCCUGUUCACGGCUUCACAGGUAUGGUCUGACAUCACAGCUUCAGAGGACGAGUCUGACAUCACAGCUAGACAGAUUGGGUCUGACAUCACAGCUACAAGCACUGACUUAACUGAAUCCUCAGUCUCUGCCGGAGUGAACCGUAGCCUAGCCCUGGACUCGCAGCCGAACAGAGAAGAUUGUGAAAGGCAUCACCGUUUCGGCUUUAUCCUCUUAUUCUCAGACCUAACAUCCCCUGACACAAUUACGUCCUCUGUGUGACACACUCACAGAGAUAAAGACACAUGCACGCAGACUCACAUAUACUGUGCGAAAUGGAUGUUAGAGGGCAAGUGCAUGCAAGUGACACAUUUUAGGUUGAAUUUCCCUGUAGUUGGUGUGAAUGGUCUGUGACAACCUAGUGUGGUUGUAUUAUUUCUCUGAUCACUAAGACAGCAUACUGUAGAGGAGGGGGGGGGUGCUGACCGCAAAGGUGAAUACAGUACAGACAACAGUAUUGAGAGUAUACCUAACCCUGUCAAAGCUACCCUGGGUAAGCUCAUUAACACAAUAACAAAGGAUGCUGGGUGUGCAGGGUUGAUAGGGAUUAGGGCUAAGAUGUUAUUGCCCCCAAGACACCCCUGCCCCCUUCUCUUUUCUCUCCUCUGCGUUUACCUCCUCUCUGCUCCCACUCCAGCACUGGACUUCCAAACGCACACUGAUACGCACCGUGCACCCAGCACUAUGAAGACUGUCCUGGCUCUGCUGAUGUUGGUAUGCCUGGCCUGCCACAAUGUUCUCUCCUGUUCCAUGUGUAAAGGUCACGCACUGAAGUGUCACUCAUGCGUAGCGUCCAAUGAGGAUGAUUGUACUAAACAAGGAUCCACCACCUGCCCUCAAUUCGCUGACGCCUGCUCCACCAUCACAGGACAGAACACGGUGAUGAAGUCAUGCUCCUACAAAGCAUUCUGUGAUAAGGCCCACAGUGGCAACUCUGGAGCCAAGAUGGAGUGUUGUUUCACUGAUGACUGCAAUGGGCCUCAUAAGGGCCACCAGCACGGGGAGCACAAAAACACAGCUGGAGCCCUGGGAGCCAGCCCUGCUCUGCUACUUGGGGCUCUGAUGCUCCGCAUGGCCCUCAGCAGGUUCUAAACUCCUGAUCAUAAAUACAUUCAUCCCUUUACUAUCCAUCUAUCCAUGUAUUCAUUAUUUCAUACAGCCCUACCACGAAACCAUUUAUCCAUCCAUCCCCUCGGAGUGUGUCUGCAGAAUGCUGAUGAGCCAGGGUUUGGUGAAUCAUACAGGAAUUAGUAAGAGUGUGUGUGAUGCCUGUGGUGGGGGGGUCAUAAAAGCACAUUCAAUCAAGUUUAAAGACAGAUGGAACUGAUGUAUCACUCCAUAUGACUCAGCUCUGUCAGAGAUGUGUGUCCGUAACCAGUCAUAUGUACAAACUGAGAUGUUUGAUAUGAUCAGAGAGAGGAUGGAACUCCUGUAGUGUCUGUAGACUCUGGGUGGAUGUGAGCCAGGCUGGGGUUAGAACUGUAGAUGUAUAUACUAUGUUUAUACCUGGGGCAGAUCUAAAAUGUCACCCAUGGUAGCCUGUGUGUAUGUAUGAUACUGUUGGUUAGUGCUGGGCUCCCAGUAGGCCUAGUGUUGGGCUCGUUCCCACAGUGACCACAUACGCUAGUGCACUCUUCAGCCUUCAGACUCCAAUCAUCAUGAAUUAAAUAGGUACUUGUUGGUCCAUUGUUAAUAUUGUUAUGCUUCAAUACUUAUUUAUAAAUAAACAUGCUAUUACACCCUUA
Molecule: messenger RNA, 4407 nt
Organism: Salmo salar (Atlantic salmon)
Lineage: Eukaryota; Metazoa; Chordata; Actinopteri; Salmoniformes; Salmonidae
Source: RefSeq, a predicted model, not a curated record